AUGCCAUCUCGUCCGUUCUGGUGUCAUCAGUGCGCCACGGUGCGCUCGUUAACAGCUCCUUCCAACGACGCAGAAGCAGCGGAGGUCAUCUGCGCGUGGUGCGGCGGCGGAUUCGUGGAGGAGUUGACAGCUGGCAGCGACAUCGACGGCGGGGAGCACGGCCGCCACCACAGAUGGAGCCACCGCGGAUCCGACCACGCGCGCGCUGCUGCUGCUGGCGCGCCCGUGAUUGACCUAACAGAGGAGUACACUGGCAACGCGCAUGCCGGUGCGUCGAGCGGGUUCGCGAGGGAGGCGCGUGAGAGCGCGUUCGCGUGGGACGGCGAGAGCGCGGGCGAUGCGGAUGUCAGCGCAGGCGAGACGGCCGGGGUCGCCGCCGGCGCGUCGCUCCGCCCCGAGCGGCCCUUCCGCGGAUUCGUCCGCCGGCGGCACGUCGGCGUGGGUGCUGACGUCAGGUCCCCAGGCCCGUCUGCCGGCGAAGCAGCGUUUCGGGAGGCCAGCGGGUGGGGCGUGAGACCCGCCGACGAUGACGGCCGCGCUGCUGCUGCUGCCGGUGGUGGCGUUAGCCGUAGUGGCAGCGGUGGCGGCGGCGGCGGCGCUACCAAUGGUGGUCCAUCUGCGACCGCUGCUUCCGCGUCCGCUGCGGCUGGAGCGAGCGGCGAGGCGGAGGAGGGCCACGGCGCAGCGCGGAGGCUGGAGGGCGCGUAUCUGGGGCUGGCGAGGAUGCUGCGAGACAUGGAGGACCGCGUUGACCCCGAGCGACUCGCUGACGUGGCCGGCAGGGAAGCAACGCUCGGUGCUGCGUACGGCAGAGGGGGACUGGGGGGAAGGGCAGGGGGAGCGGCGUCGGCGCGGUUGCGGCGCCUGCUGGCGCGCCUCGAGUCGCUCAACGCCAUUGUUGGCGGGCAGCUGCUGGGCGGCGCCGCGGCGGGCGGCGCAGCGGGCGGCAUAGCGGGCGCGGUGGGGGAUUAUUUCUUCGGAGACGACUUCGACGGGCUCGUCGAGAGAAUCUCCGCCGACGACGCCGUCAGCACGCGCAACCCGCCCGCCUGCCCGGCGGCCGUCGAGGCGAUGCUGGUGCGCGUGGUGACCGCUGCUGACGUGGCGCAGCGGGAGGCGGCGGGCGAGGGCGAGCACGGGGAGGGCGGCGGGCUGAUGGACCCGUGCGCCAUCUGCAAGGACGACUACGACGCGGGCGCCGUCACGCGGCAAAUGCCGUGCCGCCACGUGUACCACUCCGAUUGCCUCCUGCCGUGGCUGCAGCGCCACAACACGUGCCCCGUCUGCCGCUUCGAACUGCCCACCGCGGAGGCGCAGGACGCGCAGCAGCAGGGGCAGGGGCGGGGGGCGGAAGGAGCAGGGGGGACCGGCUCUGGCGGGGGAGCGGAAGCUGGUGGGGGAGGCGAGGGGGAGCGCGGCGACGUUGAGUGGCACGAGAUGCAGUGGGAGGGCGGGGAGCGCGGCGGGGGGGAGUGGGGCGGCGGGGAGAGCAGGGACGGCGGCGGCGAUGGGUGGGACAGCACGGAAAGCGGGGAGAGGGGCCGCGGGGGGUGGAGCGGCGGAGUGAGCGGGGAGGAGGGGGGCGGCAGCGGGUGGGAGGGCGGGGAUAGCGAAAGGGAGAGCGUGGGGUUCCGGUGGGAGUGGACGGAGCGGGAGCGGGAGAGGGAGAGAGAGAGGGAGCGGGAGCGAGAGGAGUGGAGGGAGCGGGCGUGGGAGAGGUUGAGGGAGAGGGAGCGGGAAAGGGAGCGGGAGCGCGGGGGACUGGGAGUGCGGGGAGUGUUGGGGCAGUCAGCGGCGGCGCGCGCGCUCAACAGGAACAGCAUCGGCGCCCUGGUCUCCCUGGGCGCCUCCAGCAGCGCGCGGGGCUCCCUUCCGCGGGAGGCGGGGCGCGCGGGGAGAGGGGCGGAGUGGGAAGGGCGGACGCGGUGGGGAUGGGGGAUAGGAGGGGAUGCGGGUGGCAGUGGCGCGGGUGGCGGGUGGGGGAGGGGCGGGUUGGGAGGUGCGGGGUGGGGGCUGAGGGGAGGGCGCGAGAGGGGCGUGAGGGAGGAGAGGGAGUGGGAAAGGGAGAUGCGACGAGAGGUGAUCCGGAAUUGGGGGAGGGAGGGGGAGAGGGGGAGUGAGAGGGAUAGCGAGAGGGAAAGUGAGAGGGAGAGUGUGAGGGAGAGUGAGAGGGAGAGCGAGAGGGAGAGUGUGAGGGGGAGCGAGCGGGAGAGCGAGACAGAGAGGGAGCAGGGAAUUGACGUGCAGUGGUGGGGCGGGCAGGGCUGGUCUAGGGGCGGCCGUGUGGCGUCUUCCUCCGCCCUGCGCCACCACCGCCACGCCUCCCCUGCGCGCCCCGCUUCCUCUGCUCUCACCGCGCCAGAGGCUCCCGCGGGAGCAGCAGCCGCUACUGGUGGCAUGGCGCAGCGGACGCAGCAGCAGGCGCAGCAGGGGCGGGAGGGGCGGGAGGCGCAGCGAGUGAGUCCGCGGGCCGGUAGGCAAGCGGGGCGCGGGCUAUGGGGUGGCGCGGGGCAGGGGCAUGCAUGGGCGGACGCUACAGGGGGGACGGAGAGGCGAGCGGGCAGCAGAGGAGGCAUGGAGAGCAGCGUGAGUGAGUGGGGAAGGCCGUGGGAGGCGCAGCCGCAGAGCAGCGAGCAGGGCAGUGCGUGGUGGCGACAGGCCGGGGCAGAGGGCGCUGGUCACAGGUGGGCGGGCGGACGGAGUGGGGGCGGGGCGCAGGGGGCGCAGGGGGGAGAUGAGCAGGGGGAGGAGGAUGGGGUGUGGCAGGGAAUGCCAAAUGAGCAGAUGAGCGGAGGGGAGGGCGUGGCGGAGGGUGUGGAGAGUGGGCAGGAUGGGGAUGGAAGUACAAUGGGGCGAUGGAUGAGUGAGGGAGGUGGCAGUGGUGGGUGGGAGUGGGAAGCGGGCGGAAUGAGUGCGGGCCCGUGGGGUAUGGGAGGGGGGGAGGAGCAGAAUGAGGAGCAGGCGGAGGAGGGGGAGGAGGAGGAGAUUGAAGGAGAUGACGUGGAGAGGGAGUGGCAAGUGGAUGGGUCAGAUGGAGGAGAGGGGCAGGAGGAGUGGGAGGAGGGCGAGGGAGAUGAGGAGCAAGAGGAGGAGGAUGUGGAUGGGGAGGAAUGUGAAGGGUAUUAUGAUGAGGAGGAGGAGGAGGUGGAGGGGGAGGAGGAGAAGGAUGGGGAGGGAGAGGAGGAGGAGCAAGGGGAGCAGGAGGAUAAGGAGGAUGAGGAGGAUGACGAUGGCAAGGAGCAACUGUUUUUUGACAGCAGUGCGGACCAUGAGGUCAUGCUGACGUCACACUAUCAUCAUCAGCAGCUGCACUUGCCAUCCCCCUCGCCCCCCCUCUCCCCGCCUCCAGCCCAUGGCCGCCGUCCCUCCCCCCCCUCCCUCAGCCCUCGGCCCCCUCUCGCUGCAUCCCCCCCCCAUGCCUGGCACGCCCCCCCCCUCCCCUCGCUGCACACACACCUCUCCUCCUCCCCCCUGCGCUCCGCUCCUCCCCCGCGCCUGCCCUCCUCGCCCUCGUCCUUCUGUCCGCGCCCUCGACUCUCUCCCCGCUAUGCCUCUUUACGCACACAGCCCCACCGACCGCCCUCACCACUCUGA
Molecule: messenger RNA, 3594 nt
Organism: Closterium sp. Naga37s-1
Lineage: Eukaryota; Viridiplantae; Streptophyta; Zygnematophyceae; Desmidiales; Closteriaceae
Source: the annotation of a GenBank genome assembly